AUGGCCAAUUCGCUGCUGCUUCCUAUAUUUGCGUGCGCUUUGCUUGUUGCUACGCUCGCCGUCGCAGGAAGCUUCAACAAUGACUUCGACAUUACUUGGGGCGAUGGUCGCGCAAAGAUACUCAAUAACGGGCAGCUUUUGACUCUUUCUCUCGACAAUGCUUCAGGUUUCGGCUUCCAGUCCAAGAGUGAGUAUCUCUUCGGCAAGAUUGACAUGUAGCUCAAGCUCGUCCCCGGCAAUUCUGCCGGCACCGUCACCGCCUACUAUUUAUCGUCUCAGGGGCCAACACAUGAUGAGAUCGAUUUUAAGUUCCUUGGGAACCUUAGCGGCGACCCUUACAAAUUGCACACCAACGUGUUCACACAGGGGAAGGACAAUAGGGAGAUGCAGUUCAAGCUCUGGUUCGAUCCCACCAAGGAUUUCCACACCUACUCUGUUAUCUGGAAUCCCCAACAAAUUAUCUAA
Messenger RNA from Dendrobium catenatum, 465 nucleotides. Its product is annotated as xyloglucan endotransglucosylase/hydrolase 2-like. Lineage: Eukaryota; Viridiplantae; Streptophyta; Magnoliopsida; Asparagales; Orchidaceae. The record is from RefSeq and is a predicted model, not a curated record. Gene Ontology annotation, molecular function: hydrolase activity, hydrolyzing O-glycosyl compounds. Gene Ontology annotation, biological process: carbohydrate metabolic process. The transcript has 2 exons.